Messenger RNA from Centruroides sculpturatus (bark scorpion), 2590 nucleotides. Its product is annotated as E3 ubiquitin-protein ligase DCST1-like. Bases 77 to 2215 code for a protein of 712 amino acids. NCBI's taxonomy places the organism in Eukaryota, Metazoa, Arthropoda, Arachnida, Scorpiones, Buthidae. Gene Ontology annotation, cellular component: membrane. The record is from RefSeq and is a predicted model, not a curated record. The transcript has 17 exons.
GUAAUAAUUGCAUUAUUGCGUUUUUUAGACAUUUAGAAAUUAGAAUUGUUAAUAGUUAAGAAAUUUAGAAAUUAUAAUGGCUAAAGACAAAAUAAUCGAGAAAAUAAUUAAAAUUAAAGAAAUAACGAAAAAGAGACGUCAUUGCUUGUUUAUACAGGCGAUACGAGACGUAUUUUGCAGCAAAACAUAUGAACACAGAGUGGUCAAGACUGCUUUUCACUUUCCCAUCGGAGUUUUAUUCGCUUUGGGAUUGCAUUACGGUAUAAUCCAAUACUUAGAGUUGGAAGAAUUUGUCAUGCAAGUUUUGUCGCUCACUUUAGGCUUCUGUUUAACACUGGGUUACGCCCUGUCGGUACAAAUUCGAUGUAUGUGUUGGUUGGUAUUACCUACUAUUUUUGGAAAAAGUGGUAGAGCUUAUUUGGUCAGUUUAGCUAUCACUCAUGUCAUUGAUGGUCCUUUCGAUAACGUGUUGUACAAUACUAACGAAUCUGUUCGAGUUAUGGGGUGCAUCACUUCUCUUGCUUUUAACCAUUCGAUUGAGAGAUCUCGCUUGAUGUUUCGUCCUAUCAAACAAAUGGCAAACGAAUUCAAUAAUGGGGGCAAUGUUUUACAAAAAGAAGUGCAAAGAGUCGUCGAUAGUUACUUCCCCAUACAGAAUGAGGUAGAAGGAAAAGAGGAAGUGACUGAGAAUAUCAGAGAGAUAGAAAACCUUGAUAAGCAAAUAAAUGAAAAUCGUGUUCAAACAAUAGAAGAAAGAUUCAGAAAGCGUAAUCAAAGUGGAAUUGGAAUGAAGAAGGAGUUGAAUUAUAGGAAAAAACUUGAAUAUCGUUGCGAAUAUCUUUUUACUAAGGCUGUUGAAAAUUGUCGAAACACUCUUCGGGAUACGCAUGCUAAAUGCUUAUCAAGAGUAUUUUUAGUUGGCUGGCUUGUUUGUGCUCCCUUACUCAUGCAUAAUGCUUGCGAUUUAAUAGAAGCUAAGAAAGGUGAAGAUGGUUGUCGAUCCGAAAAAAAUAUCAAUAAAAAUUUCGGAGGGGGUUACGAGUCAUUGGCGAUGGUAGACCAAGAAAUGCAUGAAAAUUUCAUAUUUAAUUUGCAAUAUAAGAUGAAUCUCCCGAAAGAGAAAGUGCAUCAAGCCACUCCCGAAGACAUAACUGAAGCUUUGGCCGAGCGCUUUACUACGAAGAAAAAACUGGCUAAUUUAGUGAUCAUUGUUAUCAAGCGCUUCUUGGCUUUUGUGUUUCUCUUUGUCUUUCUCAGAGCGAAGAGUUAUAACGACAAGUACUUGAAAGAUAUUAAACACGAUAACAUCUACAUCACUAAGUAUUUUCGACGCAUCGACCAAAGGAGAAAACGACUGGGUAAAUCUUCUCUUUUGCCUCUGAUAAAGACGGAGAAAAAGUCCUUUGUAGUUUCUUCUAGUCUGGGAUUUUCAAAACACGAGAGAAAACGAUUCAUGACUGGGACGGUGCUCCUGUUCUUUCAGAUGAUAUUUGUUGCAGUUCUCGUCGGUUUCGAUCGCGUUUUUUACGAAUUACUGAUGGUUCUGAGACGUUCUUCCCAGGUCCAAUAUAGACAAAAAGGUAUUCAUCAUAUUCAGUUGGACAUUGAGGGAGAAGGAUUUGUGGCCAAAAUUGUUCGUUCCAUAGUGAAUAGCUUUAAAGUGAAACAUAGUCUAGAUAAGAUUACCACAACUAUGGAUUGCCUCCCCUAUCCUCGGGCUGUAAAUUCCCAACGUAUCACCACAAUAUGGAUUAUUUACGGCAUUGUUUGGAUCCUGAUCUGCACUCAAGCUUACGGAUUGAGACUUAGAAGUUACGUCUGCAGCAUUUUUUAUCCAAAGCGACAGAAAAAAAGGAUCAUCUAUGUGUAUAAUGAACAGUUGAAAAAAAGGAAAAACUAUCUUCGUUGGAUGCGACAUAGACUAAGAAAGAUGAUCAGAGACGAAGGAUUUAUGUUGGACAGAAGCGUUACACAGAUCUUAGUUCAAGACUAUCCAAAAACGUUCGGUUGGCUGAAAUAUCUGAAAAUUGGAUUGAUGAGCUGUAUUAUCUGCCAGGAACGGGAGACUCCCCAACAUUACAUCUGUCCCGACCCGUGUGGAUUGUGCUACUGCAACAAUUGCUGGAAAGACUUUGGAGAGCGUUGCUACAGUUGUAGUCCGACUGACGAUUCACUUUCCGAAUUGAGUUCCGAUGAGGCACAAGCAGAUGAUUAAGAAAUAAAAUUUUCCCAAUUUUAUAUACAGUAUUUGUUUUCUUACUAAAAAGCGUAAUUCGGAUAAAGCGAAAAUUGUUCGUCUUUUUCCGAAUAAAGAAUGAUCGAUGCCACUUUCUCUCGCACGAAAAUUUCCCUUCCCGGAAAGUCGACGUCAUUUUGGAAGACGAUCGUUCGUUGACAUCUGUCGGAUCGAAAUCACUUCGUUCUCGUCCGAAUGCGUGAAUCGCACAAACAUUAACGCAUCGUCGCCCGAUUUAAUGGCAGACACAUUAACCAAACACAUUACAAGAAAUUAACCAAAAAUGUUCCGACAUAAAUCUUAUUUCAAAAAUUCGAAAUUACGAUUAUAAUCUUCGUAUUUCGUUUUUCUUCC